CUCUCUCUCUGUCUCACUCGAAACUGUGGUGUUGUCUGGGGACUCUCUGCAGGGCUGCAAUUUAAUUUGUUGGUUUCAGAAGUGUCUCUUCUGCUUGAUUCCUAACCCUCCCAUAGAAGAGGAAACGGGAUUUCUUCCCUGUUUUGCGAUCUCCGAAGCGUUAUGAGCGGUGCGAAACGCUGAUCUUUCCGGAGAUCAGUGCUCCCAUCUUAAGCUAGCUACAAAGCUUGGUUCUUUGCAUACCGGAAAACGCCAUGGCCGGCAGCGACGAAAUCAACGCCAGUGAAUCAAAGAAGGUGGUUCCGCUCAAUACAUGGAUUCUCAUCUCCAAUUUCAAGCUCGCUUACAACAUGCUCCGCCGCCCGGACGGCACGUUCAACCGGGAUUUGGCGGAGUUUCUGGAACGGAAAGUGGCGGCGAACACGAUUCCGGUCGACGGGGUUUACUCUUUCGACGUUGUGGAUCGGGCCACGAGCCUGCUCAACCGAGUUUACCGGCCGGCGCCGGAGAAGGAGUCGGAUUGGGGGAAAGUGGAGCUGGAGAAGCCUCUGAGCACCACGGAGGUUAUCCCCGUCAUCAUCUUCUUCCACGGCGGGAGCUUCACUCACUCCUCCGCCAACAGCGCCAUCUACGACACGUUCUGCCGCCGCCUCGUCAAGAUUUGCGGCGCGGUGGUGGUUUCCGUGAACUACCGCCGCUCCCCGGAGCAUAGGUACCCCUGCGCGUAUGACGACGGGUGGGCCGCCCUGAAAUGGGUGCAUUCCCGGCCGUGGCUGAGGAGCGGCGAAGAUGGGAAUUCCAAAGUCCAUGUUUUCUUGGCCGGAGACAGCUCCGGCGGGAACAUAGCCCACCACGUGGCAGUCCGGGCAGCGGAGUCCGAUGAUGUUGAGGUCCUAGGAAACAUCCUGCUUCAUCCCAUGUUUGGUGGGCAGAAGAGGACCGAAUCAGAAACAAAACUGGACGGCAAAUACUUUGUCACAGUCCAAGACAGGGAUUGGUACUGGAGAGCCUAUUUGCCAGAAGGGGAAGAUAGAGACCACCCAGCAUGUAACAUAUUUGGCCCAAGAGGAACAACCUUAAACGGACUAAACUUCCCCAAAAGCCUCGUCGUCGUGGCGGGGUUCGAUCUAUCCCAGGACUGGCAAUUAGCUUAUGUUCAAGGCCUUCAAGAAUCUGGGCAGGAGGUUAAACUCCUGUUCCUCGAACAGGCGACAAUCGGGUUCUAUUUCCUGCCUAAUAACAACCAUUUCAUCUGCCUAAUGGACGAGAUAACCAACUUCAUCCACCAUCUCUAACUCUUCAUACCUCACUUAACCCCGCUAUAUAUACAUCUCCUGCUAAUAUAUAUAUAUAUAUAUAUAUGUUCUGGACUUCUGGUGUGUCUGCCGGUUAUCCGAGGAUCAUGUUUGGAUCUUCUUUUGGCUGCAAACUUCAUCAACUUCACUUUGGUAUGUACCUCUGAGUUUUAGGCUAUUUUUGUUUUUUGGUAUUUUGGCAGAAGCAUUAUCCAGUUUUGAGAUUUGCUGGUGAAAUUAAGGAGGAAGUAGUAGUAGUAGUAGUACUACCAUGUAAGUGGUUUCUCUGCUUGGUGCCAUCCAGCAUUAUCUGGUUUGAUGCCAGAAAUCUAAUUUUAGAAUAUGGAUUUUGGGAAAAUCCAUGAUGUUGUGAAGAACUGAAGAUCAUAUAUAUAUAUAUAUGUAAUGUGUAUACUUGUGUAUUAGAAAUAUAUAGUCUAUUUUGCUUA
Molecule: messenger RNA, 1744 nt
Organism: Ipomoea nil (Japanese morning glory)
Lineage: Eukaryota; Viridiplantae; Streptophyta; Magnoliopsida; Solanales; Convolvulaceae
Product: gibberellin receptor GID1B-like
Exons: 2
Coding region: 255-1295 (346 amino acids)
Biological process (GO): floral organ morphogenesis; positive regulation of gibberellic acid mediated signaling pathway; raffinose family oligosaccharide biosynthetic process
Cellular component (GO): nucleus; cytoplasm
Molecular function (GO): hydrolase activity; gibberellin binding
Source: RefSeq, a predicted model, not a curated record